UAAGAACGCGGUGGAGGCGGACAAAAGAAAACCGCCGUCGCAGAACGACGAUGACGACCGCCCGCCCACCCUAUCAUCAUCAUCGUCCGAAGACCCACCACCUCCUUCUCCGCCAAAAAACCCCACAGUAAUAGACCAGAUCCCGGACCUAGUCAGAUCCCCACCGCGUCGCAUCGAGGGCUCGGCCGACGGGACUGGCGGCGGCGUUCCAAAAGCGCCUGAAAAUCGAAGCGCGCGAUCACCGAAACGAAGAAAGAUAGACGAGCCGGUAGAGCGCGGUUUUGACGGCCGUUCCAAAUGGAGCAGAGAUUCUUCUUCCGACCCGAUUUCGCCUUUCGUCGCUAAAAAACGAUCCAGCUCAAAAAAAGACAAGGGGAUAAUUUAUGACUAUUCGUCGGACUCGGAGAACACACCAGCGCCAGAUUUAUAUCGGUCGAGGCCGACAGCUGACGCAUCUAAAACAUCUAUGUCUCCUGUGCC
Amoebophrya sp. A120 is the source of this 480-nucleotide messenger RNA. NCBI's taxonomy places the organism in Eukaryota, Dinophyceae, Syndiniales, Amoebophryaceae. The record is from the annotation of a GenBank genome assembly.